Raphanus sativus (radish) is the source of this 1095-nucleotide messenger RNA. RefSeq lists its product as uncharacterized. The record is from RefSeq and is a predicted model, not a curated record. The coding region runs from base 1 to 1095 and encodes 364 amino acids. Lineage: Eukaryota; Viridiplantae; Streptophyta; Magnoliopsida; Brassicales; Brassicaceae. The transcript has 7 exons.
AUGGAAAAACAAGCCGUAUUGAGAAUGUUAUUAACCUUUACGAUUCUGUGUUUCUUCUACUAUGGAGUCUACGGGACAGCUUCUACGGAGAUCGAUAUGAAACUAACGGCUCUUAAUAAGCCUGCAUUGAAGACGAUCAAAAGUGAAGAUGGAGAUAUAAUAGAUUGUGUGGAUAUCUAUAAACAACCUGCUUUUGAUCAUCCCGCCUUAAGAAAACACAAGAUUCAGAUGAAACCGAGUGUGGAACUUGUUUCAAAGAAAACUAGUAGUCCAAACAACGGUUUUUCUAAACCGGUUACAUCCCAGACUUGGUCCAAAUCUGGUCAAUGUCCGGUAGGGACAAUACCGAUUCGUAGAGAGGCCAUCUUUUUCGCGGUAGGAUCCAACUAUCUCGGUGCUCAAUCCGAUAUAAAUCUUUGGAAUCCACCAGGAGUUCAAGAGGGCGACUACAGCUCCGCGCAAAUGUGGCUGCUUGAUUCGGAAAUGACUGAGAGCAUAGAAGCUGGUUGGAUGGUGAAUCCCCUCGUUUUCGGUGACAGCCGCACACGGUUCUUUGCCUACUGGACUAAUGAUGCAUACCGUAAAACAGGUUGCAUCAACCUCUUAUGCUCAGGCUUUGUACAAACAAGUAAGCAGAUAGCCCUAGGUGCAGCCAUAGAACCUGUCUCGACAACCUCGCAUGAGCAAUAUCACAUAACCGUUAAAAUAUAUCGGGAUCCGCAAAGCGGGAAUUGGUGGCUAUCAACCCAUGACAUCGUGUUUGGAUACUGGCCAAGCGCAAUCUUUAAAAACCUACAACAGAGUGCCACCGUAGUGCAGUGGGGAGGAGAAGUCUAUAGCCCUAACGUGAGGAAGAAGCCACACACCAAAACUCCGAUGGGAAGUGGACAGUGGCCAGCUCAGCUCUAUGGCAAGGCUUGUUUCCACACCAACAUUAAGAUUGAGGACGCUUCCAUGCAGCUCAAGGAUCCUCCUCCCCUCGUCGAGUUCUCGGAUGAGGGGUACUUUUAUACUACAAAGUUCCAUCAGGAAACAGACAAGUCGGAGCCGUAUUUAUUCUUUGGAGGGCCUGGUCAGGGUCCUCUCUGUCCUUGA